GGGCAGACAACCAGCAUUUCUUUUCUUAUGCACCUGUCACUCAAUGUAUUCAUUACAUCAAAGAACAAAGAAAAGCAAUUUCAUUGGCUAUUUCAGUAGAAUCGAAUUAAUAAGAGCUUGGAUCUUCUGUCUUCGAAGUGAAUAUAGUGCCAGUGUCUGAGCCUUAUACUUUAGUCGGAGUUCUUUCGUGAAUAAGGUCAAGUAGGAUAUUUUGUAAACGAUUCCUUUACCGCUAUAUAGUUUUCACGACACUAUCCUAGUCCUUGAUAUCUGCUAUGUUGUACGAACCAUAGCGUGCAUUGGAGCAGGGAUUAGCUUUCGCUGACCCUGAUUAUAGAAAGUCUUCCAUGAAUUUCAGAUGUGGUCAGAAAUAAUCGCAACGAAAGAUCCCUSUGCCACGAAGAAGCUUUAUUUACAAAAGAAUUGGUAACUUACAAGAUAUAGMAUGAGAAUUAAUCAAACCGAAAUUAUUCUGUUACYCAAUGUAUCGUCAACCGCAGCAAACAAURCCACCAGYGGAAUGGAAUCUGGAGAUUUUCUUGCAACAUUUCGCCUUCCACUUUCUUUAAUGGCGUCGGGRGUUGUUGUUGGAAAUUCUCUYGUAUGUGCACUUUUCUGCAGGUUUCGAAAGCUYCGAACAAUAACAAACACGUUUGUGGUGAGUCUGGCUGUUUCUGAUUGCUUGGUUGCUGUUGUUUUUGUGCCAUGUUUUCUCCUUCAGGGCCAAGUAAAAUAUGUCCAACUUAUCGUACCAUAUAUCAUUGGUUAUAUUCUAUUUGCCUAUCUCUUUAACUUUUGCGGAGUGACAUACGACCGCUACCAAGCCAUUGUAAAGCCGUUGUCUUAUCAUGGUAAAAUGACUCGUUCGUCUGUCAAUAAAAUUCUUUUUGUGGUUUGGAUGGUUCCUUUUGGUAUGACAAUAGUGCCAGCUACUUGGGAAAACCAGCCYCCSAAAAYAAAGGCACUAGCACAGAGAAUUAAUCAGGGKUUUUUAAUAUUCGUWGUUACUAUCUUAGCAGUGAUUAUCUUCUUGGCUUACAUGAAAAUCUUCCAAGAGACACGAAAACAAGUAAAAUGGAUGUUUUCAGCUGUUGCUUCCAGCGCAGGGAAAGCUUUACACUGUUCGUCCGCUCCAACGCUCGAGAAAAACACCCUUAUCAACGAGGUGAAGAAACUAAACAUGACCAAAAAAAUUUCCUUAAAUAUUGCGGCUGAAGUCAAAGCAGCUAAAGUGUUUGCUGUUUUGAUCAUUACAUUCUCGGUGUGUUGGCUUCCUYUKAUUAUCAUCAACAUUAUCGAAGCCUUGGGSUUUAGAGCUAGUGUGCCGAGUAAGUUGAUAGAAGUUUCUUUGUUYACGCUGGUCGGUAACUCUCUAAUCGAUCCAUUUAUAUAUUCUCUUUACAAGUCGGACUUUCGRCGAGCKUUAAGRAGAMUGUGCSGGUCCUGCGUUAACGACUCUCGUAACGAGAAAGAAUUCACGAGUAACUGCAGUAAUUCUUGCCAUAGGGACUCAUUUCGGUCAACAAAGUUAACUUCAUCUUCAGCUGUCAACACUAAAGGCAGCUCUCUUGGUGAUCCGUUAAAUGACGCCCUUAGCACAGAAACGUUUGUAUAGCUAGACGAACUAAGCCUCGAUUACCUGACAUUAAAAGCUAUUAUURUAAUUUCAACGCGCUUUUGGCUAAGACGUCUAAAUCCCCUAUUUACCACAAGAAAAAUAUUCUAAUAGAUCACAAUAAGUACAUUUUAGACUUUAAAGGCAAAUUUGAGUGAAUCUAAGGUUUGCGAAAACACUGCCGCAACUUAUCAAACAGCAUAUUAAUUACAGUUUGCGAAAUAAAUAAACUUUGRAACUAAAACACGUAUUACCGAUUAUAAUUUUCCUUUGUCAUGCAGUGCUGUAUUUGUUUUGAAUUUGGUGUAAUGGGUCAUGACAACUUUAGGUUGUAUAAUUGAGAUUGAAGAGCGCCGCGCUAGUUGUUCAUUAGUCUACAGUCAUAGAAACUGACAGGUCAAACCAAUCGGACUAAUGGUAUCUAAACGUGACUUAAAUAUUAGCUCAUAUAGUCAAAAUACAUCUUUAAGACAUACAUUUGAUCUUAUUCUUUGCCUAUAAAAUUAAGAAAGAUGAAUUUUCGGCUUCAAUUUGCAACAAUAWUUGGAUUAGAUGACAAGCCCAAAGAAGAAAAAAUCAGCUUAUUUUCCCGAGACGAAUUAAAUUUGCAUUUUCUAAUAAGCUAACGUCCUUAGAUUGUUAAAUAUUUUGGYUCCUAUAUGCCAUGCAGUGUAAAUAAAGAUAUCAAGACCUUUUUCAAAAUAGAUCACAUUUUUCCGUGCGCAAAGGUGUGACAWUCAAGACRCAAUUUAUCGCUUUGUGUUCCGACUAAUUUUAGUUCAAAWAGGAAAGAAAAUUAAGAAGUAAUUGCAGAUAUUCUUAUCGUUAGAGGAGAUUCAAAAGUAAAGCUUAAUUGUAGGCAUAUAUCAUGGUGUUUUUAAAGAAAUUGCUGGAAGCUAUUAUGAUUUAGGUUUAGACAAAGAUAAUAGCAAUAAUAUUUUGUGGUAUAUUUUUUUCACUUUACAAGCACGAUUUCAGGAAYGAAGUCUUAUGGAAGUCUAGAGCAUA
This is a messenger RNA of Exaiptasia diaphana, 2623 nucleotides long. Its product is annotated as dopamine receptor 2-like. The coding region runs from base 446 to 1615 and encodes 389 amino acids. The transcript has a single exon. The record is from RefSeq and is a predicted model, not a curated record. Gene Ontology annotation, biological process: G protein-coupled receptor signaling pathway. Lineage: Eukaryota; Metazoa; Cnidaria; Anthozoa; Actiniaria; Aiptasiidae. Gene Ontology annotation, cellular component: membrane. Gene Ontology annotation, molecular function: G protein-coupled receptor activity.